This is a messenger RNA of Prunus armeniaca (apricot), 261 nucleotides long. NCBI's taxonomy places the organism in Eukaryota, Viridiplantae, Streptophyta, Magnoliopsida, Rosales, Rosaceae. The record is from the annotation of a GenBank genome assembly.
AUGCAUGCAGCACAAGAAGAAGAAAAAAUUGAGUCACUCAGAAGCAGCUCUGUCAGCCAUGAAGGUGAUGAUGGCGGUGAUGGUCAUGGCCCUGCUGUUGUUGAUGCCGUGAGUUGUCCUUUUAGAGCCCAAUGUGGUUCCAUUGGAGAUGGAUUUUUGUGGUGGGUUGGUAUACUUUGCAGCCCUAAAGUGGCUGAGCCCCAAUUAGAGUCUCCAUUGGGCCCUGCCCUAAAAGUCCAGCCACCCCCAAGGAUUUCAUAA